Nothobranchius furzeri (turquoise killifish) is the source of this 897-nucleotide messenger RNA. It is a transcript of the gene nudt15, whose product is annotated as nudix (nucleoside diphosphate linked moiety X)-type motif 15. Gene Ontology annotation, biological process: dGTP catabolic process. The record is from RefSeq and is a predicted model, not a curated record. Lineage: Eukaryota; Metazoa; Chordata; Actinopteri; Cyprinodontiformes; Nothobranchiidae. Gene Ontology annotation, cellular component: cytosol. Gene Ontology annotation, molecular function: 8-oxo-7,8-dihydrodeoxyguanosine triphosphate pyrophosphatase activity.
GUCCGAGGACCUGGGGGAACUCUUCUCAACAUAACACCGGCUUUCAUGGCUUCCGCUAGCUUCAUCGGUUUAAAAGCAAGUGGUCGUGUAGAUGUCAGAUAAAGUCAUCAGACGUCCAGGGGUUGGUGUCGGGGUGCUGGUGACAGACUCUGCCCACCCAGGAUGUGUUCUCCUGGGGAAACGGAGAAGUCCAGUGGGCAGGGGCACACACCAGCUAUCCGGUGGGCACCUGGAGUUCGGGGAAACCUGGGAAGAAUGUGCUCAUAGAGAAGUGCUGGAGGAAGCUGGGGUGCACCUGGUGAAUGUUCACUUUGCUUCAGUGGUGAACUCCAUCAAGGUGCAGGAUCAGUAUCACUAUGUUACCAUCAUCAUGCAAGGAGAACUGGACAGGAGGCGGUCUGGAGAACCUGAAAACCUGGAGCCAGAAAAGAACGAAGGAUGGACAUGGACUUGUUGGGAGGAGUUUCCUCCAGAGCAGCAGCUCUUCCUGCCACUGGCUGGGUUGAGACAACAAGGCUUCCAGCCGUUCAGGAACACAGAAACGUGACAUUUCCUGUUGUGUUUUUGUCCUAAUUGCAACUGUUCCCAACAACGAGCAAUUUACCUUAAACAUCUUCUUACUGGUUGUAGAAUAACCUGUAAUCUAUUUUUUUCCUGUUUCAGAAUUUGUUUUUUAUUUAAUUGUGACAGUUUGAGACAUUCACAACACUAGCAGAACUUUUAUUCAAAUGUCAUUAAAUCAAUAUAGUGAAUCAGAUGUAGAUCAGCUCCAAGAGUAGAUAUUUAAAAAAUAUAUUUGUAAUUAAAUUAGUCAUUUUUAACAGAAAAGCAUCAGUUUCUGCUUGAAGCUCCAUAAGCAUUAUUUUCUUCAAAGUCAUCCAAUAAAAUGCUUCUCAC